Danio rerio (zebrafish) is the source of this 2035-nucleotide messenger RNA. The record is from RefSeq and is a predicted model, not a curated record. Lineage: Eukaryota; Metazoa; Chordata; Actinopteri; Cypriniformes; Danionidae.
UGAAUAAAAAUGUAGCUUGUCUGUCAAAUACAAGACUAUCAUUAAUUAAAAGUUUAUAUAAUAGAACAACCACAGUGAUUCUUCAUUAGUACAUACGCAACUAUGCUAAUGUCAUAAAUAAUUACAAUUUAGUCUAAAUUUUAACAGCAAUCUCUUAAAAUGUUGCACUCAAGACUUUUUAUAUAGUUAUUCACUUAUUUGUAUAAGAGUUCUUUGAGGUUUUAUUAAGGUUUUUGCCACAUUUAAUUUUAAUUUGACUAUGCAUAAAUUAUUUUGUGUUGUUGUGCAGUCAUUGCCUAUUUUUAAUUAUCUCUACAAUACAUGUUAAUUUAGCUUUUAAAGGUGUUCUGCUGGAAAGUCUUUUAUUAUAAACAACAAAUACAGAAUUAUACAGUAAUAUACAAAAAUAUAUGCCAGAGUGUUCUGCCGGAAGGUCACAACAAACGUUCUAAUCGAUCCCGCCAAAAGGGUGUGGUUUGUUGAAUGGCGUUCAAUGAUUGGCUUAAAAUCUUACUAGACUCCAACCAAUAAUCACGCGGCACUGUUCUUUAAAUACCGCGAGCGACCGCAUGAUAACUCAUUAGUUUUUUCAGUUUGAGCUUAAACACUGAAUCAACUAUGAGCGGCAGAGGUAAAACCGGAGGCAAAGCCAGAGCUAAGGCUAAGACUCGCUCUUCCAGGGCUGGACUGCAGUUCCCCGUUGGCCGUGUCCACAGGCUGCUCCGCAAAGGCAACUAUGCUGAGCGCGUCGGUGCCGGUGCUCCGGUGUAUUUAGCGGCUGUGCUUGAAUAUCUGACUGCUGAGAUCCUGGAGUUGGCUGGAAACGCCGCUCGAGACAACAAGAAGACCCGUAUCAUUCCCCGUCACCUGCAGUUGGCAGUGCGCAACGACGAGGAGCUGAACAAACUGCUGGGCGGAGUGACCAUCGCUCAGGGAGGUGUGCUGCCCAACAUCCAGGCGGUGCUGCUGCCCAAGAAGACCGAGAAGGCUGCCAAAGGCAAAUAAGCGCUCCAGAAAUCCGCUUUAAAACCCAAAGGCUCUUUUAAGAGCCACCCACUCUAUCUAAGAAAGGGCUGACAUUUCUUAACAAUAUAUUAGAUGUAGCACAUACAUUAUCAUAAGAGAAAUCAUUGUUCUCUGUAUUUGUAUUUUGCCUAUUAGUCUUUCAGAAAGUGUUUUCAGAAAACCGCUUUAGCAAACCAGGCUCUUAACUGAAUCUUGCCUUCUCUAAAAUCUAGCUUUUCCUCAUGUACAUUUAGAUAAACGUAAACAAGGAGAACAGCAUAAUCUUGUUUUACAGGCUGUUCUAACGUUUAAAAUAAUUAGCAUUUAUAAUUACAGCAACAGUGUGAUAAUCUUUCAUACAAUAGUAUGCAGUUCAGCUCCAGGAAGUUUAACUCAAUCUCUAUAAGCCAAUAGUUUAAACAUGAUUAACUCAUUUUUUAAAGUAAAUUAUAGCAUUAUAUUAUGUUUAAUCUUGUUUGCUUGAGGCUGAUGAAGUUACUCUUCUGCAGUGACAUUUGUAUUGUUCUUAUUUAUACAACUUCAGCAGAGACAUUUAUACUGAACGGAACAAUCAUUUUUAUUUAACUGAAGCUAUAUUAUACCACUGCUCUCUUGAUCUGCUGUAAUGCUCCAAAAUGUGAAAUGUUGCAGUACAUUAUACUACUGAUAAAAAUGAAAUGAUUCAUUGAUUAUUAUGUGCUUUAUAUACUAUAGUUAAACUACGUUUUUGCCUUUUCUACUUUUACUAAAAUUCAUUAUCGAUUUAUUUAUUUUUAUUUUUUAGCAAGAGUUAAGCCUUUGUAAGUCAUACUUACAAUAAAGCAUUUUGGGCGGGAAACAAAGUGUCUCUUGCUUCCGUUAGUUCGAACACAAAAGGCGCUGUGAUUGGCCAGCAACUAUAAACAAGCCAAUCACAAGCUGCUGCGCCUCAACGGCAGGGACUCAAAGCCGUGAAACGCUUUAAAAGCGGCCGGUCACACACAACGGUAUUCAUCAGCUUAGACAUAUCUGAGUAGAGAGCUUGACCUGC